This is a messenger RNA of Acanthisitta chloris (rifleman), 1738 nucleotides long. RefSeq names its product chaperonin containing TCP1, subunit 8 (theta) (gene CCT8). Gene Ontology annotation, cellular component: chaperonin-containing T-complex. NCBI's taxonomy places the organism in Eukaryota, Metazoa, Chordata, Aves, Passeriformes, Acanthisittidae. Gene Ontology annotation, biological process: protein folding. The coding region runs from base 88 to 1581 and encodes 497 amino acids. Gene Ontology annotation, molecular function: ATP binding; ATP hydrolysis activity; ATP-dependent protein folding chaperone. The transcript has 14 exons. The record is from RefSeq and is a predicted model, not a curated record.
UCAGGACUAGAAGAAGCUGUCUACAGGAACAUCCAGGCAUGCAAAGAACUUGCUCAAACCACCCGUACAGCUUAUGGACCAAAUGGAAUGAACAAAAUGGUUAUCAAUCAUCUGGAGAAACUUUUCGUUACGAACGAUGCUGCUACUAUCCUGAGAGAGCUGGAGGUCCAGCAUCCUGCUGCAAAAAUGCUUGUGAUGGCUUCCCACAUGCAAGAGCAAGAAGUUGGAGAUGGAACAAACUUUGUCCUUGUUUUUGCUGGAGUUCUUCUGGAAUUAGCAGAAGACCUUCUGAGGAUGGGGUUAUCCGUCUCAGAGGUGAUUGAAGGAUAUGAGAAGGCUUGCAAGAAAGCCCUAGAAAUUCUUCCAGACUUGGUGUGCUGUUCUGCAAAGAACCUUCGAGAUGUUGAAGAAGUGGCGUCUUUGCUGCACACUCCAGUGAUGAGCAAACAGUAUGGCAAUGAACGUUUCUUGGCAAAGCUUAUUGCUCAGGCCUGUGUUUCUAUUCUUCCUGAUUCUGGUCAUUUCAACGUUGACAAUAUCAGAGUGUGCAAAAUUGUGGGUGCUGGUAUUUCUGCUUCCUCAGUACUGCAUGGCAUGGUUUUUAAAAAAGAAACUGAAGGAGAUGUUACUUCUGUCAAAGAUGCAAAAAUAGCUGUAUAUUCCUGCCCUUUUGAUGGUAUGAUAACUGAAACUAAGGGCACUGUACUUAUAAAGAAUGCUGAAGAACUGAUGAAUUUCAGUAAGGGAGAAGAAAAUCUAAUGGAGUUACAAGUCAAAGCUAUUGCUGAUAGUGGUGCAAAUGUAGUAGUAACGGGUGGCAAAGUGGCAGACAUGGCACUUCAUUAUGCCAACAAAUACAAUCUUAUGUUAGUCAGGUUGAACUCCAAGUGGGAUCUGAGAAGACUCUGCAAAACUGUUGGUGCAACAGCCCUACCCAGACUGACUCCCCCUACUCUUGAAGAAAUGGGUCAUUGCAACAGUGUGUAUUUAUCAGAGGUUGGGGAUACUCAAGUUGUUGUGUUUAAGCAUGAAAAGGAGGAUGGUGCCAUUUCUACUAUCCUCAUUCGUGGAUCCACGGACAAUCUGAUGGAUGACAUAGAGAGAGCAGUGGAUGAUGGUGUCAAUACUUUCAAAGUACUAACAAGGGACAAACGCCUUGUUCCUGGAGGUGGUGCAACAGAGAUCGAAUUAGCCAAGCAGAUCACAUCUUACGGAGAGACUUGUCCUGGGCUUGACCAAUAUGCCAUCAAGAAAUUUGCUGAGGCAUUUGAAGCCAUUCCUCGAGCACUGGCAGAAAACUCUGGAGUAAAGGCUAAUGAGGUCAUUUCCAAACUCUAUGCUGUGCAUCAGGAAGGGAAGAAAAAUACUGGAUUUGAUAUUGAGGCUGAAGCUGCUGCAGUGAAGGACAUGUUGGAAGCUGGUGUAUUAGACACGUACCUCGGAAAAUUCUGGGGUAUCAAGCUAGCUACAAAUGCAGCAGUAACUGUCCUGAGGGUUGAUCAGAUCAUUAUGGCAAAACCAGCUGGUGGCCCUAAACCUCCAUCAGGAAAGAAAGACUGGGAUGAAGACCAAAAUGAUUGAACAGUUUAACCAUAUUUCUUAAGUGACAUGACUGUGUGAGCUUUUGUAAUAUCCCAGUUGGAGCCUGUCACAAUGUUUUGCUCUUGCCUUUAAGUUAUGAAGUGUCUAAUGGAGUGCAGAACUUAAAAGACUUCAAUAAAUGUACUCACUGUAAAAA